Molecule: messenger RNA, 6757 nt
Organism: Meleagris gallopavo (turkey)
Lineage: Eukaryota; Metazoa; Chordata; Aves; Galliformes; Phasianidae
Source: RefSeq, a predicted model, not a curated record
ACAACUCCUGGUCUCUGCUGGACUGUUCUGGAGUGUUGGAGGUCUCUCAAACCUGCAAGGGACAAGUUUAUUCUGGUAAAUGCUGCAGCUUCUUUUUUUAGCCUGUGCUCUGACAACUCUUUCUGUUUCCUCUGUGCAGGAUAUGAAAGCUGGAGGGAACUGGCUAAGGUUCUGGCAGACCCAAAUGUCCCCGCUGGGGACCUAAGCCUCCCGUUUUACUAUUCCCAGAAGAUGGGACAUCAGAACCAAGAGCAUCAAAGAAGUGGGAGGAAUAAAUUGAAUUACACAGCUGUGAACAACCCUGUCCCAUGGAUGCCAGAGUUUCAGGGCCAGGCCAACCUGCAUGUGUUUGAGGACUGGUGUGGCAGCUCCACUGAUCAGCUCAGAAGAAACCACCACUUUCCCCUCUACCCCCACACAAGAACAGUGCUGAAGAAACUGGCUGUGUCCCCAAAAUGGACCAACUAUGGUCUCCGGAUAUUUGGCUACCUGCAUCCUUUCACUGAUGGAGAGUUUCAGUUUGCCAUUGCUGCGGAUGACAAUGCUGAGUUCUGGUUGAGUUCAGAUGAAAAGACCUCUGGUCUCCAGCUGCUGGCCAGUGUGGGCAAGACAGGGAAGGAGUGGACAGCACCGGGGGAGUUUGGAAAAUUUUGGAGUCAGCAAUCAAAGGUGGUGAGGUUGUCAGCUGCAGGCAGGUACUACUUUGAGGUGCUGCACAAGCAGGAUGACAAAGGGACAGACCAUGUGGAAGUAGCAUGGAAACUGAAUGACCCAGAUGCCAAGUUCAAAGUCAUUGACUCCCAGUACCUCUCCCUUUUUGCUAAUGAGACACUGUUAAAGAUGGAUGAGGUUGGGCACAUCCCGCAGACUCUGGCCAGCCGCAAGAGCCGGGCUGCUGAUGGCACGGGCGGCAAGGCACACCCUGCUGACAUGUUGAAGCCUGACCCCCGGGACACUCUUUACAAAGUGCCUCUGCUCAGCAAGUCACGCCUGCGCCGCGCCCUGCCAGACUGUCCAUACAAGCCUAGCUACCUGGUGAAUGGGUUCCCUCUGCAGCGCUACCAGGGCCUCCAGUUUAUUCAUUUAUCCUUCGUUUACCCCAAUGAUUACAGCCGUCUGAGCCAUAUGGAGAAAGAAAACAAAUGCUUCUAUCAGGAAAACCCAUAUUACUUGGAAAGAUUUGGGUUCUACAAGUACAUAAAAAUGGACCGGACAGAGAAGAGCGUGGACUCUGAUGAAAAGACUGAGCAACCAGGCUUUCAGGAGGGGAACCUGGAUGACCUGCAGUAUGGGGAGCAGGAUGUGGAGAGCACUGUCUCCCCAGUGCACCCCAACAUGCGGCGGGCAGAACCAGCAAGUGCUGCUCCCGGCACAGUGAUGGGCAGCGAUCGUGUCUAUGAGGACUAUUCCCUUCGGGAGCAUCGGCGACUCCUCUCUGUUGGUGACACAGGGGAGGUGACACAAAGGAGACGGACAAAAAAGUCUGGUGUCAAAACAGCCCUUCUGGCCCCUGCCAACCAAAGCCUCAGUCAAGCUGGCCCAGAGAGAAACCCGGUGACAAAGAGACCUCACUUAAAAGCUGGAGUCAAAGACAACUCCAGAAGCCCUCCGCAGCAUGCCAGGGCCGCCCAGGGCAGAGCACCUGCCAAAAAAGAGAACCCUCCUUCUAGGAGCAGGUCUCAAAGGGAGCAGCCUCUCAGCAGCCCCAGGGACUCAAGGGUCAGGAAUCCCAAAGGUCUGAGACCUCGAGGAGAGCUCAGCGUCAUGGAGGAUGGCCUGCAGCCAGCAGGCACUAAGCAAGCUAGGAGAGCAGACCCAGCAUCCAGCAAAGCCAGCAGGCACCUCGUGGAUUCUGCUGGCCCCAGCAAGGACCCACCACGGCUGGAGCAGUGGCUAAAUCAGGUGGAGGCCUACGUGGCUGAGCAGAAGAGGGCCACUGGUGGGGACGCAGGCAAGGGAGAGACAGAGGUGGCAUCUCUUGCAAAGGGCAAGUCUAGGCCUGAGAAGGUGGCAGCAGAAGAGGAAGAGGAAGAGGUGGAUGGGGAGCCAGAGGAGGAGGAUGAGGAAGGUUUUGAUUAUGUACCAGUGUUUGACCAGCUGGUGAACUGGGAGCAGACUUUCAGCGCAAGCAACCUGGAUUUUCAUGUGCUGCGCACUGACUGGAUUGACCUGAAGUGCAACACAUCGGGAAACCUGCUGCUGAAAGAGAGGGAAGCCCUGGAAGUCACACGUGUCUUCCUCAAGAAGCUCAACCAAAGGAUUAAAGGGCGGUUCCAGCUACAGCGUAUCGUGAACGUGGAGAAACGCCAGGACCGCAUGCGAGGGAGCCGCUACCUGCUGGAGCUGGAGCUGCUGGAGCAGGGAGAACGUCUCGUCCGCUUCUCCGAGUACAUCUUUGCGCGUGGCUGGCAGGGUGUGGGUGGCGAUGAGCAAGAGGAGAGGAACAUGAGGAACCUGGCUUGGGGUCGCCGGCGGCACCUGAUGGCUGUGGCAAAAGAGCCAGAGUUGUGCUGGCCCCAGGGCUUUUCCUGGAACCACCGUGCUGUGGUUCACUUUGUGGUGCCAGUGAAAAACCAGGCACGGUGGGUGCUGCAGUUCAUCUCUGACAUGGAAGAGCUGUUCCGAGUCACUAAGGAUCCCUACUUCAAUGUCAUCAUCACAGACUACAGCAGCGAUGACAUGAACAUAGAGACUGCUCUGAAAAGGUCUAGCUUGCGCAGCUAUCGGUACUUGAAGCUGAUGGGGAAUUUUGAGCGUUCUGCUGGCCUGCAGGCAGGAAUAGACCUCGUGACGGAUCCACACAGCAUAAUUUUCCUUUGCGACCUCCACAUCCACUUCCCAGCUGGAAUCAUUGACUCAAUCCGGAAGCACUGCGUGGAAGGCAAGAUGGCCUUCGCUCCCAUGGUCAUGAGGCUGCACUGCGGCAUGUCCCCACAGUCACCCGAUGGCUACUGGGAGGUGAAUGGGUUUGGUCUCCUUGGCAUAUACAAGUCUGAUCUGGACAAAAUCGGAGGGAUGAAUACAAAAGAGUUUCGGGACCGCUGGGGAGGAGAAGACUGGGAACUUCUGGACAGGAUCUUACAGGCUGGGCUGGAAGUGGAACGUCUAUCCCUGAGAAACUUUUUUCACUGGUUUCAUUCAAAGCGGGGAAUGUGGAACCGGCGCCAGCUGAAAACAUUGUAGCCUUCACCUCCAGAGAUGCUCGGCAGCACCAUCCACCAUCUUGCCUUGAUGUGCACUUUAUCAAGGCACACAGCCAAGUGCAUAAACUCUGCCUCCACUGAGACAGAAGAAGGAACUGUCGGGCUAGAAGAGUGGGAGCUUCUCUUGUGAAUCAUUGCAUCCAGCAUGGGAUCCGUGUCCUUCUGGGAAGUUGUAUGAGGGAGCUGUCGCACAGUGAAGGAUUUGUAUUUCCUGCCAUGCAGUCUGGUGGAUGGUACAGUGGGAGAGGUGCCAUAUUUCCUGUUGAGUCUUGUGUGAUGCAAAUCAAACAAAAAUCCCAGCUAAGCCCAGAAUGUUUUACAGGAAUGCACCUUCUCUUUCAAUACUUGAAGAAAAAGAGGAAAAACAAACAAACAAAAACCUCUCCUUCCCUCCCAACCCCUUCCCCAUCUCUCUGGUAUCAAUGCUUUCGAACAGGGGACCAAAAUAUUUUCUCUGAACUGUGUUGCGUCCGUAUGCCCGUGUGCUGACCCCAGAACAUUCUGGAUGAGGAGGUGCUGAUAGGCACUUCACCCUGCUGAUGCUUAGGUGUUUCUCUGUGCUUUGCACUUCAGUUAUUAUGAAAAAACAUGCUCACUGAGUGUGGAUGGAGACUGAAGUGCACUUCCCAAAUGAGCGCCACAUUUGCCUGCAGUGGAGCAAGGUGACAGGGGGUGAUGUUUCAGCUCUACCUGAAUUAUUGAUUCACUGCCUGAGGAUAGUGGAGGGGUUAUACAGAGACACUUGGAGGGCAUCUCAGGAGGAAUUUUGCAGCCUUAUCUGACAGACAUUCAUGUUUGUCCUAAAAAUAUCAGGGAAACCCUCACAGGGAAGAAGUGGCAAUAUUUUAUUAGUUGACAUAUUGAGAUUUUGUCAGAAAGAGAAGAGACAGAUUUUUCUGCUCUCUAAAUCCUGUACAUUUAUGCAGUAUCUAAAAGUUAAUUUAAUAAAUUAAGACCUUACAAUUAGGUCCUGUUACAUUUUGACUUUCAUGUAAAGAGCAGACUUGUUUGUGUUGUCUGAGGAACUGGCAGAACUGUUGGUGCUUCAGUUUUGGAGCUGCCCUGGGAGCCCAUAUGAAGAAGAUGGCUUCAGGCCUUGGCAUUUGCAUUGGUUGUAAGGAACAGUGAGGGCAGAAGAGGUCCAGGUGAAUAAAAUGAUGGUCAGACCCAUGCCAGCUGUGGGAAGAGCUUGUGUCCACAGCUAGCCUGAUGCCAGAGCAAAUUCUCAGCCCCUGAAACUACCGUAAAUUCAAGGCAAGAUUUUUACUUCUAAAACCAUUUUACAGGACUGCAUUCUGCACUGGAGCUUCAGGGUCCCCAUGGAAAGCUGAAAAGGCUGCUGCUGGUCUCAUGCUUCUGCGGGGAGUGUGACACUGAAUGCUGCACACGACUCUCAGCAAUGAAGGGAGUUGUUGAGUAGUGAGCAAUGGAGGUGUGCAGCACACAAGCAAUGGCUGACGUGGUACUAGAGCUGCUUGCUUUUAGGUUGAUGGAGCAGAUGCUAAUUCAGAAUAGAUAUUUGUUAUUAAUUCCAUGGUGCUUCACAAGCCCAUCAGGCUCCAUUGUUGUGGUAGAAAACGGAACAAGUGAGUUCUGGCACGCGAAAUAAAUCUUGUCAAAUCAUCUGGCUGCCUUAGUCUGGGUUUUGUCUCUGAUAAAGUUAGCUGUAUUUAAGGAAGUUUCAAUAGCUGCAGUGCACAGCUAUGGUGAGAAGUAUGUGAGAGUGCUAUGUCCAUCGCUCCAUGCAGCCUUUGCUUGAAUGCAGUUACUGAGUAGCUAAGAAGAAACAGCCUCAGCCUUCUGCCCAAGCCAGAGCAGCCUUUUUAAUGAGGGAAAGUAUUUUUUCCCAUGUAGACAAUAAGAAUGAAAUGCAGAGAAUGGCAUUAUGGCCACUUUGCUGAGGGAGAGCUGGCAGAUCUUUUGGUGACCCUAAUAUCAGACAGAGGGAAGAUGGGUGAUUUCUCCUCUGUGCUUUCACAUGUGGCUUAGGUGUAAUCUGUAGCACCUAAAGGGAACAGCUUGUGUUCUCCUGUAGACAGUGGUGAGAAUGAUGUGCAUCCAGGAGGUAAUCCACUGUCCUUGGCUUCUGUGAUAGGAGUAACUCCUCUUCUUCACCAGAGAUGAUAACCAUCAAAGACUGGAGUAGAAAGUAGGGUACAAUCCUGGCUCCAGCACUGCUGGCAGGUUUUGAGGAUUUUGUACCUGUGCUUUACUGGCUGGGUGACUGCUCCUUCUGUCACACCUUUAGCCCAGAGCUGCCUACCUCAUGGGAACUCCUAUGCAUGUAGGGAGUUACUGUGGCUCAGUCUAGUUUCCUAAAGGCCAGUGUCCCCACUGUAAAAGUUGCCAUCACAACUGUUCUUCUGUUCUUAGCACAAUGAGGACUCUGAGCUGGUGUUUAAGCACUGUGGUGGUAAACAUGAUUAACACUAAUUGGCACUAGUUGGCAGCCUUUGUGAAGGAGCUUGGAGAGAGCUCAUGGGGACAGAGGCUAUUGUGUAGUCCGCAAGCUCAGAGACUGCUGUUGGUUGUCUGAAGAAGAUGGGCUGUGUGCUUGAUGGUUUGAUAGCCAGCAGGAAAUCUUGUGGGAGCAGAGCCAGGUUUCACCCUUAGGCUGCUGCCCCUCUUCCGAAACAACCUGAAGCUCUUUCCUCCCCCUCAAAUGGAGGUAUGACAAGCAGCAGGAGUGGGUGGUCCCACAGCUAUACUGUGAGAGGACAUGGCUAUCCAGGGCAGUGGCCAGGCCACCACGAUACCCAGCUAACUGUCCCCAGGUAGUCCAGCAGUGUCACAUACCUCAGCACAGAGGGCUCAUCCCGGCCAUCAGCAGAUCCCAAAGCACAAGAGCAGGGAACCUGGUGUCACCAGAGCAGGGAAGCUGACUCCUGAUUCUCAUUUCUGUCACAGGGGAGUUUUAAGAAGUUUUGCCUGAGUAUGUGGUGAGUUUUGCCUCACAUUCCUGGCUUUCGUGUACAUCCUGGCCAUGUCUUAUCUCUGAGGCAGAAGGGAAUGAGUUGCUUGUCAUUUCCUGCGUAUCAACCACAUGGGCUCUGGUGGGUCCCUGGCUGGAGGUGGAAGGAAAACCAUGGGCCACUGUGCAGAACAGAGCUUCCCUGCAGCAGGAUGCGGCCAGGCUGGGGGCCCUGAUCCCCUAUGUGCAGGCUGCACUGCAGGGUGCUGGCUCCAUCGGCAGGACUUGUUCAUUGCCAGUGAACUGUGGGCCUGGGGGGUUGUUUUAUGGCUCAGUAAAGUGAACAGUGAGGGGCCAGCUUUUAUUCUGAGAAAUGCCUUGUGUUAAAACAAUAACAUGACUUGUUUUGUCAUAAUUUUUAAUAUUUGCCUGGUAUGAACUUCUCUGCCUAUGACUGUCUGAAGUUGUUCAUUUUUUUAUGUACCAAUGCUUUGUGUUAUAAAUCUGGAUUGUACCUUUGACUUAUCUGCCUUAAAGUGGGUCUGUGCCUUCUAGACAACCUCUGGGCCACCUCUCUGUACGAUCUGGGGGAUAUACUGGUUUUCCCACACAUUUUAUAAAUAUAUGGUCUUCCUACAAGUGC